Molecule: messenger RNA, 324 nt
Organism: Ochotona curzoniae (black-lipped pika)
Lineage: Eukaryota; Metazoa; Chordata; Mammalia; Lagomorpha; Ochotonidae
Gene: GUCA2B
Product: guanylate cyclase activator 2B
Exons: 3
Coding region: 1-324 (107 amino acids)
Cellular component (GO): extracellular region
Molecular function (GO): guanylate cyclase activator activity
Source: RefSeq, a predicted model, not a curated record
AUGGGCAGCGGGAGCAUGGGGCUUCUCUCUGGGGUGGCUCUGCUGCUGCUGCUGCUGCCACUGAACACACAGUCUGUCUACAUCCACUACAAGGGCUUCAAGGUGCAGCUGGAAUCCGUGAAGAAGCUGAUUAACCUGGAAGAUGACCAGGUGACCAAUGACAGGAACUUCCCGCCCCCCGUGUGCCGCCACCCAGCGCUGCCCCUCGAUCUUCAGCCUGUCUGUACCUCACAGGAAGCGGUCAGCAUCUUCAGCAGCUUAAGGUCCAUUGCCACGGACAACUGUGAGCUGUGCGUGAACGUCGCCUGCACCGGCUGCUUCUGA